Messenger RNA from Hibiscus syriacus, 592 nucleotides. RefSeq names its product 40S ribosomal protein S15a-1-like. The record is from RefSeq and is a predicted model, not a curated record. Gene Ontology annotation, molecular function: structural constituent of ribosome. Bases 91 to 483 code for a protein of 130 amino acids. Lineage: Eukaryota; Viridiplantae; Streptophyta; Magnoliopsida; Malvales; Malvaceae. Gene Ontology annotation, cellular component: cytosolic small ribosomal subunit; ribosome. Gene Ontology annotation, biological process: translation. The transcript has 3 exons.
CUAGCUUUCAUGUAAUUUUGUCUUUCCUUUUACUACUCUUCAAACGCGGCCGCCGGCUUUUGCUUUCAGCAGUAAGUUGUAUUUGGAAGGAUGGUGAGGGUCAGCGUUUUGAAUGAUGCACUGAAGAGCAUGUACAAUGCUGAGAAGAGGGGCAAACGCCAGGUCAUGAUCAGGCCUUCCUCGAAAGUGAUCAUCAAGUUCCUUUUGGUCAUGCAGAAGCACGGUUAUAUUGGAGAGUUUGAGUAUGUCGAUGAUCACAGAGCUGGUAAAAUAGUGGUCGAAUUGAACGGAAGGCUUAACAAGUGUGGAGUCAUCAGUCCUCGUUUCGACAUAGGAGUGAAGGAGAUCGAGGGUUGGACUGCUAGGCUACUUCCGUCAAGACAGUUUGGGUAUAUUGUGCUGACUACAUCUGCUGGAAUAAUGGACCAUGAAGAAGCUAGAAGAAAGAAUGUUGGUGGAAAAGUACUAGGCUUCUUCUAUUGAGGGAUUUCUGAUCUUCAUGUUUAGAACUUUAUGAAAUUAUGUGUUUUACCUUGGGGACAGAAUAGUUUAGCUACUCUUUCAAAUUUUGGUUCUGAUCCAAUAUGUAUUU